Molecule: messenger RNA, 2243 nt
Organism: Monopterus albus (swamp eel)
Lineage: Eukaryota; Metazoa; Chordata; Actinopteri; Synbranchiformes; Synbranchidae
Product: rab GTPase-activating protein 1-like
Exons: 8
Coding region: 1037-2095 (352 amino acids)
Source: RefSeq, a predicted model, not a curated record
UCAUCUGUUGGGAAAAGAAGACAAAAAAAUUUUUUUUAAAUGAGGGAAAAUUUAGGAGAAACUGUAUCAUGAUGUGGAGCUGAAAAUGAAAAUAUGGGGAGAGAAAGUGUGUGAUUUACAGUACGGGCAGAGGUGCUGCUGCUUUAUUCUGUAUUCAUGCUUUGCUGUUCUAUAGCAUUACCUGCUGCGUUACCUGCUAGACCUGUUUGCUGUCCUGUCAAGCCGCUCCCCAUACGACAAUAAUAGAACGAUAGGCUUGUGUCACGCCAACACCCUGGGGUGACAUAUCACAAAUAACACAUCUUCUGCUCCACCCUAGCACACCCGCAGUGUUAAGUCUGCAGUCUGACAGGUUCACACAGCAUCUGCGCCAGCUAGGAUAAGAGUGUGAAGAAACGGAAUAUAGGAAAACUGAUGAAAAUGAAAGUGUACAGUAUGACAACAAGACAAAUCAUUAUAGGAGCUCAUUAUCACUUGACCUGAUUCAUUUCAGAGGUGGGGAUCAUAGGAAGGUGUUGUUUGUGUGUGCAUGAGUGACGUGAUAAGAAAGGUGAGCACUGUAGUGGGUGUGCCUAAGGCUGUUAGACACAGGCUGUUGCACACAAUCACAGGUCUGAUAUAAACCCUGGUGAACCUGUUACUGUCUAUACACCUAUAAGACACACUCCUUCACCUGCCACUGUGUGUAUGUGGCUCUGAGUGCCAAGGUUUGUGAGCUUAGUCACAGUUUCCCUGCUUGGCUGGCUUUCUGUGUUAUUCACCUUUGGACUUCAAGCCUCCUUGUGUCAGGAAGACUUCAUUCUAAUGGUUCCUGUUUGUAUCCACAUGCUGGACUGACUGCUUGCCUGCAUUACUGCAAGUGAAAACAAGAUAACUUGAUCACUCUGAACUCUGUUUCUCUCAAGAGACAGUAUUGUUAUUCAGGACUGAGAGUGUGUGUUGAGACUGCUGGUGGAGGCUUCUCAUUCAUAGAGGCUGCCAGUGUUGGUGUCUGUGUGAUUGGGAGCAGUUCCUGGGGCUGCAUAUUUUGGACAAGAUGAUGGAGGAGGUGUCCACAAUGAUGGCAUAUGACGCUCACAUUAUGGAACAGAUGAGCGAGCAGGAGAUCCUGGCCUGUCUGGUGGCAGAAACGGGACCUACGUUCACAGUCCCGACAAAGAAAAUUAAAGUGAAGGAAAGCCGGCUUCAAAUAAUGGAUGAUGAUGAAGAAGAAGACCCGUUGGGCAAAUGCCUGAAGGAAAACCAGCGGCUUCAGGAGGCCAGCCUUCGUCUGGAGCAGGAGAAUGAUAACCUGGCCCACAGGCUGAACACCAGCAAGGUCACGCUGAGGAAAGCUCUGGACAAGGUGGAGGACAGAGUAGACAAACUCACCAAAGACCUUCUACAGACUAGACAUCGACUGCAGGCUGCAGAAGAGGAGAACAGGGAGAAGGAAGAGGAAACUGCAGCGAUAAAGGAAGUGCUUCGAAGAGAGCUGGAGAAAACCGAUCAGGGACUCAGAAGGUCGUCAGGCAUCAUUGCAGAUUACAAACAGAUCUGCUCUCAGCUGACAAACCGUCUGGAGAGGCAGCAGGCCGCCCACAGAGAAGAGUUAGAUUUACUCAAGAGUGCAGUGAAGGCUUGCUCUCGCUGUCAACACACUAUGGAAACAGACGAACCAUCAGCUGCAGAUCAGAACCCUCUGAUGGCUGAAGGCCAAGGUAUGGCUGAACAAAGCCAGCAUGAGGACAGCAAAGGACCCACAGAGGCAGCGCGAAGGAGGGAGGAGCAGGAGGAGGAGGCGCUCAGGGCUCAGAUCAAGGAGGUGGAACAGGAGCUGGCCCAAACCAAACUCCAGAUGGUUGAAGCUAAGUGCAAAAUCCAGGAGCUGGAGCACCAGCAGGGACUCCUGGUCAACGAUCUCCAUGAAGCCAAAAACAGCUGGAUCAACAAAGCCUUCACCUCCCUGUGGACCUCCAGUCAGGGACUUCACAGUAUUAGUAUACAUAGGAAUGGAGCUCCUGCAGCGGGCUGGAGCCUCCACAGUGGUUCCACCUCUGGAUGGAGUGCCAAGAAGCUGUCGUGGCCUCACAGAGACAAUCAAGAAAAUGUCUGAUAGGUUGGACUGUGAAUGUAUUGAUCUGCAGGGAGCAGAGACACAGAACUGGACACAACAGAAAGCUCAAACCCUUAUUUAGGUGUGAACCAUGUUAAUUCACAGGGUUACUGCAUGUAAACUAUGAAGUGCUAUGCUACUGAACAGU